This is a messenger RNA of Phytomonas sp. Hart1, 960 nucleotides long. NCBI's taxonomy places the organism in Eukaryota, Euglenozoa, Kinetoplastea, Trypanosomatida, Trypanosomatidae. The record is from the annotation of a GenBank genome assembly.
AUGAAACCCAUGUCCCGAAAGAAAUCAAAACAGCGUCGAAAGAGCGUUAAAAAGCAUAGUGUGCUUAAUAUGCCUGAAGUGCCUCAAGGCACCUUUCCUGUUAUUGAUUAUGGCAGUAAAAUGCUUUUCCUUCCAAUGGAAGCUAUGGUUGAGACCAGGGCACUGCAUCGCGAGGGUGUUCCAUCACUGUGUCGAAUUUACAUGAGUGGGCGGUGCCUUCAGGGAAGCAAAUGUCAUCAAGCUCACACAGACGCUAAAUUGGUCUCUGAAUUUCGUGCUAUCGCGCUGGCAGAGCCCUCUUGCUGUGAAAAACAUGGUGUCUCCACUGAUAGUAGCGAAAUCCAUGCUGACUUUUCAUUUACAGUUAAAGAUGACAAACGCAAUAGGUCCUUCUAUGUAGGGCCAUAUGAGUAUUGUAUCACCAAAGGUCUCCGAGAUAUUCUGGCGGAUCGUGAAUCAGUGCCUGAGAUGACAGAGCUCACAGUACCUUUUUCCUCCCUUUGUAAGCUACACACUGGAGCGGAAGGUACCAAGUGCUGCCGUUUUGGGAGCGAAUGCAAAUUUGUCCAUAUUUGUCGAGAACUGCUCUUUGCUAUGGAGGGAUCUAUUCUCAACUCUAUGGCUGCAUCAGUAGAGCUUCCUUUAAAGCAUGAAUUUUCUUCUACGCACCAGUUCAUGAAAAUACUUACAUCAGCAAAGGAUUCACUAUCUGAUGUAAAAGAUAGGGCACUUGGAGUUUCUAUGGAUCCGCUGAUGAGUGGCAGUUUGGACUUUAACAGCCAGCCCUCAACUCAACCUGAAUCUCUGAAUUUAUUAACACCACCUCCUAGUAGUAUUAGAUAUAGAUGGCUGCAAUCUGAAGCUCCUAUUGUGACAUCAUAUGGCACAUCACCUGUAUCUGUUGUUUGGCGUCAUAAUCCCUAUCCUUCAUCACUAAAUUUGUCAUCAAUCGAGACCUAA